AUGGCCGACAUACUCGCCAUUACCUUGAACAUUCAGGCAGGACAGUUGACCAGAAAGGUGACUCAUGUGUCGAAGAAUGCAACAAUUCUCCAUCUGAAGGGACUGAUUGAAUUGGUUAUGCAUGUCAAAGCUAGCAGGCAGACUCUCAGCUUCAAUGGCCAAGUCUUGGACGACAAUCAAACUGUCGAAUUCUACAAUCUGACUGCAGAAGCCACAGUGAUGCUUGCCAUGACACCACUUGCCGGAGAUCCCAAUUUCCUUAUCAUGCUAGAGUCUGGCUCCAGGUAUCACCUUGUGAGUGUGAAGGAGACUUGGUUGGUUGAGGAUUUGAAGGCCAAGAUUGGAAGGCUCUGGGCUGUUCCUGCCACUGACGUUACUCUCAUGACUCGCAAUGGUGAAGAAAUGGAAGAUGGUUUUCCACUGUCUGCAUAUCUGGUUUCUGAGGAUUCUACUGUGGGAUUCAAAUUGAACUUUGGCUCCGUUUCGCAGAGCUUAUCUGCUAUCAAAAUAAGCUAG
Tripterygium wilfordii is the source of this 516-nucleotide messenger RNA. RefSeq lists its product as uncharacterized. Bases 1 to 516 code for a protein of 171 amino acids. The transcript has a single exon. The record is from RefSeq and is a predicted model, not a curated record. Gene Ontology annotation, molecular function: ubiquitin binding; proteasome binding; polyubiquitin modification-dependent protein binding. Lineage: Eukaryota; Viridiplantae; Streptophyta; Magnoliopsida; Celastrales; Celastraceae. Gene Ontology annotation, biological process: proteasome-mediated ubiquitin-dependent protein catabolic process. Gene Ontology annotation, cellular component: cytosol; nucleoplasm.